AGUAAACUGAUUGUGGUGUGACGACUCUCCUAAAUAGGCUAGUCGUGUUUCCAAAUAAAAGGAGCUGAUAUCACAAUGAUGCUCAGAGUUGUGUUGGCGUUGCUGUUGCCGGCAGCUGCGUAUCAGUCGCCUCGGCCCAGAGACUGCAGUGACGUCUACAGGUCCGGCUCGGGUCUGGAUGGAGUUUACACCAUCUACCCAGCAGGCCCCACCUCUCCUGUGAUGGUCUACUGUGACAUGGACAAAGAUGAUAACCUUGGUAGCUCUGCAGAAAAAUGGACGGUGAUUCAGAGAAGACAUGAUGGCACAGUCAACUUCUUCAUGAAGUGGGAUCAUUACAAAUCUGGAUUUGGGAAUGCUGCUGGAGAGUACUGGUUGGGCCUGGAAGUAAUGCACCUGCUGACCCAAGACAGAAACUAUGAGCUGAGGGUGGACAUGGAGGACUUUGAUGGUCAGAAGGUGUUUGCUCAUUAUUCUGCUUUCUCCGUUGGUCCAGAAUCUGAGGGAUACAAGCUAAACCUGGGAAAUUUCAUAAAAGGAUCAGCAGGAGACUCUCUAAGCUAUCACAAUGGAAAGAAAUUCACGACCACCGACAAAGAUCAAGAUGAGAAUAGCUCAAACUGUGCCAGGCUUACAUAUGGUGGAUUCUGGUAUGGGAGCUGUUUCACUGCCAACCCAAACGGCAUCUACACCUGGGGUCCUUCACCCCAUGCAGCUGGUGUGCAAUGGAGGACUUUCAAAGGGCUUGACAACUCUCUCAAAACCAUGAUAAUGAAGAUCAGACCAGUUGAUGGGUAAAACCUGGAGAUAGACCUCAUGGACAUGACCUAACACAUUAACACAAUUCCUUGUUACAGAGAACACACAACUCCAGUUGUCUUCAAUGUUCAAACAACAGAUGGAGAACAUUUUGAAAUUUAAUGUUUUCAAUUUGAAAAUGAUUUAUUAAUCCCAAGGUGGGAUUCGUGGCCCACCUUGUGGCUUACAUUCCUUCUGGAGGCUGUCAAUGACUAGACAAUUUUCUAACUUCAAUAUUUCCCUGUGAUUUUGUUGAUUCGUUACACAGACAUAGCAUGUUAUAUAUUAAAAAAAAAUAUGUUAUUGGUCUUUUCAAACUUGCUAAUAAACUGAAUUUGGGCUUUAGAUUUUCUGUCAAUCAUCAUACAGAUAAAAAACACUACA
This is a messenger RNA of Poeciliopsis prolifica (blackstripe livebearer), 1182 nucleotides long. RefSeq names its product microfibril-associated glycoprotein 4-like. Lineage: Eukaryota; Metazoa; Chordata; Actinopteri; Cyprinodontiformes; Poeciliidae. Bases 76 to 798 code for a protein of 240 amino acids. Gene Ontology annotation, biological process: elastic fiber assembly. The record is from RefSeq and is a predicted model, not a curated record. The transcript has 6 exons.